Molecule: messenger RNA, 790 nt
Organism: Drosophila mojavensis
Lineage: Eukaryota; Metazoa; Arthropoda; Insecta; Diptera; Drosophilidae
Exons: 1
Coding region: 16-729 (237 amino acids)
Source: RefSeq, a predicted model, not a curated record
AAUAAACAAAGCAAAAUGCAGGAAUUUAGUGCGAAACGCGAUGCACUCUUUGCCUGUCUCGAUGAUGCCAGCAAAGAGUUGAAGGGCACGGCGUUAGAUCAAAGUAAAUCGAAGCCGUACACAGUCGUCGCACUGGAGAAGGCCAAAAAUAGGAACCCGGUAAUGAAUUAUCGGCAGGGUCGCAGCAUCGAAGCUGGCAAUGAAGUCGAGGAUGGGAAGCUGCGCCGCAUGCGAGGCAAGGAGAGCAUUUUCAAGAAGCCAGAGCUACCUAUCGGGCGAUGUUUGAAGCCGCGUAAGACGCCAGACUAUCAAGUCAAUCCACACAAAUGGAAGAAAUAUUCACUCUCCGAUGUCGACAUAUCCGAUCAGACUAACGCAGCGGCCGCAUUGUCCUUUUUAAGGCAAAUGGAUGCACAGCGAGAUGCCGACUCAGAUGGCACUGACGACAUGGAUGAGACAGGCACACGAACAACGUCCAAGAUUGAGUUCAAAAAGACCAGCAAAUUGAAUCGCAAUCUCAAGCAGCUGAAGGAAAGCGAGGUGGAUGAUGUAGAGCUGGACAAGCCACAGCUGCGCGGCUCCAAGCUGGUGAUGCCCGAAUAUGUGAUUGGCCAGAAGUCCACCAAGAAGCCAAAGAAACAACACAGCUCAAGUCAACCAAAUCAACGUGCUGCUGGCAAACUACAGCUGUCCCAUUUAGAAGAACUGGAUGAAUAUGACGAAACUUAAAAGUGUUAAUAUAAACUAGAUAUAGUUAUACAAAAUAUAGUUUGUAUUUAUAAAAAAAUAA